This is a messenger RNA of Racocetra fulgida, 696 nucleotides long. The record is from the annotation of a GenBank genome assembly. NCBI's taxonomy places the organism in Eukaryota, Fungi, Glomeromycota, Glomeromycetes, Diversisporales, Gigasporaceae.
AUGUCGGCAAUACAAGAAAACAACAUAUAUAGACAAGCUCCUGCACACCAACAUACAGAACCCUACAAUACAAAAAGAGCUAAAACUACUCAUGCUGCAGUUGCACCACUCAAUACUAUUACUGACCCUUGGAAGGAAUUUGGGGAACUGGGUUUCUCUUCUACAAAUAUGGAUCCAACCUUACUACUAAGCAAAAACAAAACAAAUUUAAUUUCAGGAAGUUCCCGCACUAGUAACCCAAUACCAACUUUCCCAUGUCUAUCAGAACACACAAAUUCAUCCAUGGAACUGGAUCACGACAAACAGAAUCUUCCAGAACUGAUACUCAACACAGUUGUUCCACAGAAUAAACACCCAAGUCUAACUUACACCACCAAUAUUAACUCAUUUCGCCUAAACAGAACAAACGACAAUGAUGCAAUAGAAGCAGAAAAUAGUAACAAUAACAAACAAGAAAACUUAUCUUCAAAUCAAAGAUCAUAUAAACUAUUAGAGAAAAAGACGACCAAAAUUGAAAACCUUACAGAUAUUAAAUUAGAGAAAAUUACAGAAAAAAAAAUAAUACGAAAUAAACAAGCAAUAUUAAGAGACCUAAACAACAAGAAGAAAACUAUCUGGAAGGCAAAAAACCUAGAAAAACAACUAGAGCGAAAAGAAAAAAUAGAUUUUACAUUAGAAGACGACAUGAUGACAUAG